Molecule: messenger RNA, 1024 nt
Organism: Owenia fusiformis
Lineage: Eukaryota; Metazoa; Annelida; Polychaeta; Sabellida; Oweniidae
Source: the annotation of a GenBank genome assembly
GAGCAAAUUGUUGUUAUUAAACCUCGAUCAGAGAGACCUUCAAAAACAACAUCAUAAAGCCUACUUCAAGUGUCAUUACAAGAGGAGUAUAAGUUACAAACAAUAGUUAAUAAAAACUUGAUCUUGAUUAGAACUUGAUCAUAAAUUGCUAAAGGUUAUACAGGAGUAUACCAAUCUAAUUCAAGAUGAAUAAAUCAACAUCUUCAGACGAUGAGACCAGAAAGAUCAGCCUUCCAAGCAAGUUUGGGAGAGGGAUAGAUAAAGACGCAGCUUUCAAACAUGAUCCACCGAGGAGAAAGAUCACUAUGCCAUUAUUGGGAAACCUAGAAGAGAUCCAACAUAAUAUUUCCUCUAUACAGGAGAUCACAGAUUCGUCCCAAACCUCUCUAGAUGAUAACUCAGUUACAGAGGAGGAAAUGAGGGAAAGGGAAACACUAAAUGCAUCAAUUAACUCUGCAUUAUCGUCUCAUACAAAAAUCAGAGAAAGUAAAAGUGACGGUGAAAAUAUCUCAACAACUACUCGGAAAUCUUCUGGCCCAUUAGCACUAUUGAAUGCUUUGAAUCUACCUAAAAGAAAAAUAAGCGGGCCUGAAAGGAAAGUGAGUGGCCCUGAAAGAAAGAUAAGUGGCCCUGAAAGGAGGAUAAGUGGCCCUGAAAGGAAGAUAAGUGCUCCCGAAAGACUAUCAAGAGGAUUCUUUGAGAAAACAAUUUUCCGGAAUAACUCUGGUGGAAAGAAAGGAAAAAUCAGACCUUCUACGGUUUCACUUCCAGAUACACCAUUAUUCAAUAGGGCACCUUGCGUUGUGUGUACCCUAAUAAGACAAGUCAAAUUUGACAGUUUUGAGAACCCUGUUAUCAGCCAACAUGGGUUUGUAACAGAUGUACAUGUAUCCACCAUGCUAACCAAGGCAAGAAGUUUAUCUAAACUCAAUAUCGAAGGUUGCAGCAACAUGGACAAUCAACCCAAAUUAGCACCCGUGACCAGUGAUCAUAAAAAACAAGGAAGGAAAAUGCCAGUUACACC